AUGAGAAUACCUUCGUCAUUAAUAAGGCGCAGCUUAUUCCAUAAACGUCCAGUUCAAGUGAAGCCACUCUUUGCAUCCAGAUCUUUCCACUCCUCAAUAAAACGGCUCAUCGAUUACGAUCCGUAUCAGAUCUUGGGUAUAGAGAAGUCAGCGGAUGCAAAGCAGAUAAAAAAGGCAUACUAUGAUUUGGUCAAGAAAUAUCAUCCUGAUGUGAACAAGGAAAAGGACGUGGAGAAGAAAUUUCACAAGAUACAACAAAGUUAUGAAAUUUUGCGAGAUAAGGAAAAGAAGUCACAGUACGACCAAUUUGGCCCUAGUGCAUUUGACGAAAAUGGGAAUCCAAGCCCAUUUGGUGGUGCAGGUGGUGGUGCAGGUGGUGGAAAUCCUUUCGCCGGUUAUGGUAGAGCAAGUGGUGGUAACCCCUUUUCUGGUAUGGGAUUCGAUUUCGAAGAUUUAUUCAGGGAAGCAUUUGCUGGGGGAAGGGGUGCAGGUGGUAGAGGCGGUGGUGGUGGUGGUGGUUUUGGCGGCAGAGCUCACUUUGUCACUGAACACGUUGGUGAUAACGUCGAGGUUUUGAAACUGAUACCUUUCAAGGAUAGCAUAUUUGGAAGCAAGGUCACAAUCAAUUACAAAGUGGUUGACUCGUGUGGUACAUGUAACGGCAGUGGUUUGAAAAAAGGAGCCAAAAAGAAAACUUGUCCUACAUGCCAUGGAUCUGGGCAAACAACUCAUGUCAUGGGUGGUUUCCAUAUGGCUUCGACUUGUCCGACUUGUCAAGGUACGGGUGUUUCCAUCUCUAGAUCUGAUGAAUGCGGCACGUGUCAUGGAAAUGGGGUCCAAGAAGUUCCGAAAUCAACCACUAUUGAUAUCCCGCCAGGUAUAAGCGACGGCUCUAGGCUCCGUGUUCCAGGAGCUGGUGAUGCCCCAAUGGUGACAAAAGAUGAAUACAAUCAAGUUCGCAACGGUGAUUUGAUUGUUAGAAUCAAUGUUCAAAAGGACCCAGUAUUUAAACGAGAAAGUAACGAUUUGGUGGUGACUCAGGAGAUUUUGAUGACAACAGCAGCCUUGGGAGGAGAAAUUGUUGUGCCUACUUUGGAUGGACAGAAGAUUAAGUUGAAGGUCAGGCCAGGUGUUCAAUCGGGUAGGAGACUAACCAUACCAGAGAGAGGUGUGCCCAUCAACAGAAACUUGAACAAUAGAGGUAAUCUAGAUGUGGUGAUAAAUGUGAAAACGUUGGUACCAGAAAAUCCAACCCAAACAGCAUUGCUCGAAGCAUUGGCUGAUGCUUUCAAUGACAAGCUUGCAAAUAGAACGGAUGUGGAUUGGCAGCAUGAACUUGAGGAGAAUUCAAGUGAUGAGAAGUACCAAGAGGUUGACGAGAAAGACUUGCAUCCGUCUAAAUUGGCGAGGAUUGGAAAGGUCUUGGGUAAGUUUUUCAACUUUGAUGCUGAUAAACUGAAGAAGGACAAUAACGAGAAAUGA
This is a messenger RNA of Lodderomyces theae, 1482 nucleotides long. RefSeq names its product Mdj1p (gene MDJ1). The transcript has a single exon. Gene Ontology annotation, cellular component: cytoplasm. Gene Ontology annotation, biological process: response to heat; protein refolding. The record is from RefSeq and is a predicted model, not a curated record. The coding region runs from base 1 to 1482 and encodes 493 amino acids. Lineage: Eukaryota; Fungi; Ascomycota; Pichiomycetes; Serinales; Debaryomycetaceae. Gene Ontology annotation, molecular function: heat shock protein binding; ATP binding.